Notechis scutatus (mainland tiger snake) is the source of this 3056-nucleotide messenger RNA. It is a transcript of the gene PPP1R1B, whose product is annotated as protein phosphatase 1 regulatory inhibitor subunit 1B. Gene Ontology annotation, cellular component: cytoplasm. Gene Ontology annotation, molecular function: protein phosphatase inhibitor activity. The record is from RefSeq and is a predicted model, not a curated record. Gene Ontology annotation, biological process: intracellular signal transduction. Lineage: Eukaryota; Metazoa; Chordata; Lepidosauria; Squamata; Elapidae.
CACUCUGCUGCUCUUCGGAACGGGCUAAGACGGACAGCUACUGAUCUCUUUCGAGUAGCAUCAUUUUAAUAGGCGUCCAGCUGAGGGCUUCUUAGGAGCCAGAUUCCUGAUGCCUACCUGCCCCCUCGGGAGGACUCAAUAAUUCAGGCUUCAGCUGGCAAUAAACCAAGCUUCCCUCCCCUCCUCUCCCCUCCUCUCCCCCACUCCUGCCGCCUCCUCUUCGCCUGCCCUCCCAUCGCUACCUCCAGCCUCCCCGAACGCAGCCAUGAAGGAGAGUUGAGCUCUGCCACCUUCAGUUGCUUUUGCAGCGCAGGAAGUUGGCACCGGGAAGCUCCUGCUGCUAAGGGGAUCCUGGGGGACUGAAAAGAGGCAAAGGGAGGGAAUCCAGAGGGAGAGUUUUUAUUGUGGGAAGUAGGAGGCUGUCUGAUUCCCGGACUUCGUGAUGGACCCCAAGGAGCGGAAGAAAAUCCAGUUUUCGGUACCUACGCCGCCCAGCCAGCUGGAUCCCCGUACAGUGGAAAUGAUCCGUCGUCGGAGACCAACCCCAGCUUUGCUUUUCCAGCUUUCAGAAACUUCCUCCCCCGAAGAUGAAGCAUCCCCAUAUCAGAGAACUCUGGGUGAAGGAUACCAUCUUAAAAACAAAAGGAAUGCCCCUUGUGUCUAUACCCCCCCUUCUCUUAAAGCUGUGCAACGCCUCGCACAAAGCCAUCUGGAAUCCAACAGUUCCUGGAUGGAUGAAGACUAUGCUGAAGAUGUUGAGGAAGAAGAAGAGGAGGAGGAAGAGGAGGAGGAAGAAGAAGAAGCUCAGGAUUCAGAUGACACUGUGAGGGAGAUGACUGGCUUGUAUAAAUCAGGAGAAUCCCAGGGGCAGGGUCCAGCUUCCAAGGGAAGACUGCUAAGACAAUGCACUGUCUUGGAAAAUAAGCCCAAGGAAUCUGAGCAUCCAGUCUGCCCAUCUCUCUCCAAAUCCCUGAAACGGAAAGGUGGGCAGAAAGUAUCCUUUGCAGGAUCUGUUGAGGAAGUCCCUACUGGAUCAGAUAAGUCAGAAGAGGGUGAUGGCCUGGAAGAGGAGACAGAUGUGAAACAGGAAGAGGGAGAUCCACCAUUAACAGAUCAUGACAUGGAACAGAGUCACUCUGACUGGAAAGAAAGACCUCCCUGUGCUGUUAAACUGGAAAAACGUUCUUCCCCACCCCCAAUCCACACCACAACCUAGCACUGGAAGUGAAGGAUAGUUUUGGGAGAUAUCCUGUUGAUGGCAAUCUCUCAUUUUUCACAAGACCAAUUGGAUUACUUCCUUUAACAACUAUUUUCCCUCUUACUCUCUUUUCUGUUCUGAAUUUGUAUCUUAUUUGGCAGUGUGUGGUUAUGUUCAGUGAAUUGUUCAAUAGAAGGGGUAAAGGGAAGGAAGGUGAAUGAAAAGCUACCUAGAAAUGAACCUUCACAUUCAAAGGCGUGAUAUCUCUGAUGGCCUGUUGUUGUGGACGUGGCAGGAUGGCUAUUUUUAUUGUGCCUUGCCAGUAGAUUUCACUGCAAGGGGAGGAAGGAGGCCAUCCCCACAUUCAUUGUUUGACCUUCAACCCUGGACUAGAUGCUCAUUUGGUUCGAUCUAGCAUGAUCAUUCUUGGUUUUUUUUAAUGUUUCUGCUCACCCAUCCAGACCCUGAUGAUUAUAUGAUCAUGGUUUGGAAUAUUAAUAAUUAUCUAAGGAAAUAAUUGCUGAGGUGCUUCCAGACAAAUAGAGCCUUGUUCUAGUAAAAAAGUAUUAUAUAACUAUGCUAUUUUUCAUUAUUAAAAAAUGGAAACUAUUGUGUGUUGGUGGGAGGGAAAAACAAGAGAGAUAUUAUGCAGUAAUUGGAAGCAAUGUCCUAUGUAAACCAUGUAAAAUUUCAUCAAGGAGGUUGAUUGCACAAUAAACUCCUUGUCUGGCAGCACUUCUUCUCUGAAGAUAUUGCCAUUUGAUUUCUAAAAACCAAAUAUAAAAAUUUAGUAUUUCAGCAACUAGAAUUUAUAGCUGAGUUCAGCUGAAUUAUCUAAAGAAAGAUCUUUAACCUCUAUCUCCCACAUCCAUUGCUCCAUUCAAUGCUGAGAAAGCUGUAAUUCUGGAUCCAAUCACUGAAUAAUUCAAUCUUCUUCCUUCUUUCCUUUCACACUUUUCUCUCUGUGUAUUGGGAAAUGCCAUUCCAUGUUUCUCUGCUCUAUUAAAGCUUUGUAAAUAAAUACUGUAUUUAAAGAGUAUUUUAUGGAGGGAAGAGCCAACAGCAAAAGUUUAAACCAGUUCUUCCUUAAUGCAUUAGCCAGGACCUUCAGAAGGAAAAGUUUCACAGUUUUGCAAUAUUGACUUUCUGCAGAUAAUCUCUACAUACAUAAACCAAAGUUCAUUGGCAGUAGGUAUAUAAAAACAAAUUUUAGGACAAAUUUGGGAGGGUGGGAAGGAUGGACCCAUUAUUAUUCCCCCAAUGUUUAUCUUUAGGAAACCUUAGUUUUAGCUUCCAAACACAGCCCAAGCAAACCAGUUGUCAAAUAUUCAAGACUGCGUUUUGUGUAUAGAAAUCAGCAAAGUUUUGCUUACUUAUAUAUUCAUUUAUGUAUUACUUCAACUUCUACACUGCUUCAAUCUUCAUGACUUUAAUGUGCAGUUAGUAUAGCUAUUACAGUCUACCUCUCCUCUUUGUAGGACACUUUGUAAUAGUUUAAGAUCCACUUCUUUUGUUGUUGUUGUUGUUGUUGAUCAGUCACUAAGUCAUGUUCUAUUCCACAUGGACCCCAGCAUACAAAGACCCUGUCCUCCACUAUCUCCCUGAGCCUACCCAAACUCAUACCUAUUGUGUCAAUGACACUAUCUAUCUCAUCCUCUGCCAUCCCCUUCUCCUUUUGCUUUCCAUCUUUCCCAACAUCAGGGUCUUCUUCAAUUAGUCCUCUAUUCCCACUUCAGCUUCAAUACCUGUCCUUUCAAACAAGUCAGGAUUGAUUUCUUUUAGCAUUGACUGAUUUGAUCUUGCGAUCCAAGGGAUUCUCAAGAAUCUUCCUCCACACCACACUUUGAAAUCAUCAAUU